CAUUUCUUCUUACAUUUCAGGAUUACCUUCAUUCAGGAGUUCCUCUGCGUUUUCAUAUUUCUUUCACUGUAUUUAAUUCCGCUCAAGCAGUUUUCUCCAAAUAAGAAUGCUAGCUAGAUUGAUAUGAUGAGUGCCUGCCUAAAGCUACAGAAAUGUUAUAGAUUGACAAUACUGUUUUUAUUUUUACAUAUUUUUUGCAACCAAAACAUUGUUGUUAGCUAGCUAGCUAUAGACAAGACUAGCACUAAAAAAUCAGAAAAAUGGACAGGAAAAAAGAUGCAGACCUCAGGUAAAAAAUGUAAAUUAUGGUAAAACUUUUGAACUUUUGUACUGUGGCAAUUAGAAUCAUUUCACUGAUACAUCUUCAAAUCUAAACUACUUGCAGCAAGCUAGCUAGCUAUAUUUUAAUUUUAAGAUAAAAAAGCCUCUAUCUGAAAAUCAAGUUUGAAAUGGACUGGUCCACGGCUCACUACCUGCAUUACUUUGCUUUUUAAUUUACAUAAGAGGUCUGGGGAUUAUAAACAACCAUUGGUAACAUAGCAUAAGCAUAACGCGUUCCCACCUAUCACAUAAACAUAGGAUUUAGCAAGAGGUAAGAGAGAACUUUUGGUUUUUUGGGCAUUGUCAUUGCUCAAGAAAUUUAUAAAAAAUUAGUAGUAAGAAAAGAAACACUAGUUUGGAGGAUUUUAAAAAAUAUAAGGCAGAUUUUUAUUAUAUAUUUCUUCUUCGAUUAAUUUUUUUCAUAAAUUUAUAGACAACAAGAUGGCCAUGUUGAUGCUUAUCAAGAUGACAUCAGCAUAAGAAUUUAAAAACAUUUUUUAUCUAAUAUCAUUCACAAUGAUAAAUCAUGGAAGAGAAAUCAACUUUACUAGUGAACUCAAGCAUAACAGAGCCUUUCACAAACUUUCAGCAAAAUGCAGAUGGUAAUUGGCUUUGUGAUAUAUGCGGACAUGGUGAGAAACAAAAAGAAGAUCUUUUGAUGCAUCGGAUACUACAUUUUUCAAAUGAGCAUCCAAGACAAUGUCCUAUAUGUAAAAAGACAUUUGCCUCAUCCACCUCUCUUCGUAAUCAUCUCACUGCCGUACAUACUGGUAUAAAAAAAUUCAGGUGCAAGUACUGUUCCCGGAAAUUUGGGUGGAGAGCCCAGUUAUCCAUUCACGAAAACCUUCACACUGGCAAAGGUUUACACCAUUGCCAAAUCUGCUCGAAAACAUUUAUGACUAAAUGGCUGUUACAGAGACAUCUAAAAAUCCACGAGAGAGGGAUACAACGACACCGAAAGGAUCCAAAUAAGUGUUGUUUAUCCCCUGACAGAUCUGUGUUAAUUGAUAACUCGGAUCAUAAUUUGUCUAAGUUAUCUUCUCAAUUAAACAAAAGGAAGAGUGCGCAAAUUUCUAUGAGCAUGCAAAAAAGUGUAGAGAGUACAAAACUUCAUAUGUGCCAUGAAUGCAACGGAAUGUUUGUUAGUAAAGAAGCACUAGCGUUUCAUCUCCUAAAACAUAACUCGUCUAAACAAAAGUUAAAUCCGAAGCAAAGGUUAAGUGAAGCAUUGCUUGACAAAGACGGGGGAGAGACUUCCGAUACCAAUUUGUCCAAUUCCGAAGAAUGCAUGAACGAGGAGUUUGAUGUAAGCGAAAUCGACAGCAAAAAUAAACAUUUGAACGCGAAACAUACGACAAAAGGUUCUUUAACGUCUAUAGUGUCUAAAUUACAUCAUAAAGUUGAUGAGAAAAAGAAGUAUGGAAACGAAGAUGUUAUCGAAGUACAAAUUGUCGGAAGUAGCGAUGAGAGUUAUUUACCUAACGAGGAAGAGAACGUUCAAAAAACGGAACUGACUCACGACUUUAACAUGUUCGUCCAGUCGAAUCAGCAUAUGUCAAAAUGUGAAGAUCCAUUCAUCAGUGGAAUAGUGCAAAACGUGCUCCCUCACGGUGCUUCUUCUAAUAGUUCUAAUGUUACCACAAAUAAUGUUAGACCUGGAAAAGAUGUGGAUAUUUCUGUUUAUUGUAAGGAAAUGGUAAAACUUCAAGAACAAAUUUCGUUUUUGAAAAACGAACUGCUAGAACAGAAAACAGAUCACGCGCGGAAAUUAGCAAGCCUUAACGAUAAAAUUGACAGUCUUACGAACUUAAUUUCUUCACAGUCCUUAAUAUUAAACAGAAUUAUUUUAGGGGGGAAAAUGAGUGUAACUGGAACCUUAGAUUUCUGUGUUCACCAAAAUAACGAUCAAUAAUAUUUCGAAUGUGCAUAAGUAA
This is a messenger RNA of Hydractinia symbiolongicarpus, 2255 nucleotides long. RefSeq names its product zinc finger protein 678-like. Gene Ontology annotation, cellular component: nucleus. The record is from RefSeq and is a predicted model, not a curated record. NCBI's taxonomy places the organism in Eukaryota, Metazoa, Cnidaria, Hydrozoa, Anthoathecata, Hydractiniidae. The transcript has 3 exons. Bases 848 to 2233 code for a protein of 461 amino acids.